Dendrobium catenatum is the source of this 941-nucleotide messenger RNA. RefSeq names its product RGS1-HXK1-interacting protein 1. The transcript is spliced from 8 exons. Lineage: Eukaryota; Viridiplantae; Streptophyta; Magnoliopsida; Asparagales; Orchidaceae. The record is from RefSeq and is a predicted model, not a curated record. The coding region runs from base 33 to 743 and encodes 236 amino acids.
GAGCGGGACCAAAAGCGCUCUUAGACGAGAAGAUGUACCCCGAUCCCGCCUCGCACCCACCACUCCCACCUUCGUCGCCGCCACGCCGAUCGCCGGAUCAUGGAGAGCGAUCAGCAUCGGAAGUCCGGGGAUCUGCUCCUGAAUCCUUUUUUUCUCCGCAGGAGAAUUCCUUCUGGCCCCUGCAGAAGCUGCAGGGUAUCAUGCAUGAAGUAAAGUUGCAAUAUAAAGCUUACGAAGAUGCUGCUGUUCAAAAAGUUAAAGAUGGCUUCGUAAUUGUGACUGAGCAUCCAGCUGCAGCAUCUGGUGCUGCUAUAUUUUCUGGACUACUUCUAAUGCGAGGACCCAGAAGGUUUCUGUGGCGUCAAACGUUAUGGAGAUUCCAAAGUGAGGAGGCACAACUUAGUAAGGUUGACUCUGGCUUGAAAGAGCUUGGCCCAUCUGUUGAAAAGCUGAAGAAAGAUAGCAAAAAUAUGAUUUUGAGAGCUAGUUUUGGAGAGGAAGAAUUGCAGCGUGGCCGAACUAAAAUAAGGGAUGCAGGUAAAGAAAUCCAAAGGCUGGUCAAAUCCAUUUAUAAAAUCGAAUCACAAGCAGCAGAUGUGAUUGAUGGAUUGCGAGUAAUACCUGGCAGAGAUGCCCUGAAACUUCGGGCUGAAAUUGCUUCAAUGACUUCUGAUCUGAGACAGCAGAGGCGUGAUCUGGACAGAAAAAUCUUGAAAAUAUCAGAACAUGGCAUCCCUGUAUGAUUAAACGCUAUCUUUCUGUCCUUUGCCUCUUCGAGUUUUAGGCCGUUUUUUGCUUUGUGCACAAGAGAGAAGCUUUGGUAACUGACUCCCAAUUUAUCCAUGAAAAGAAAUUCUUCUUGUGUAAUAAUAUAAUGAAUUAAUAUCUGAACGAACUUCCACCUUUCUGCUUUCAAGUUUUCCCUGCAGUCAUUAACAGUA